This is a messenger RNA of Abrus precatorius (Indian licorice), 1318 nucleotides long. Its product is annotated as chlorophyll a-b binding protein CP29.3, chloroplastic. Gene Ontology annotation, biological process: photosynthesis, light harvesting in photosystem I; response to light stimulus. The record is from RefSeq and is a predicted model, not a curated record. The coding region runs from base 223 to 1056 and encodes 277 amino acids. Gene Ontology annotation, cellular component: chloroplast envelope; plastoglobule; chloroplast thylakoid membrane. The transcript has 2 exons. NCBI's taxonomy places the organism in Eukaryota, Viridiplantae, Streptophyta, Magnoliopsida, Fabales, Fabaceae.
AGAAUAAAUGUGAAGCAGCAAUCAACCAACCAUCCAAGCACACCCAUGCAGAUAAGGCUGAGAGAUAAGCCACUUCUUAUGCUCACACACUCGCUUCCCAUUCCAUCCAUCACAUAAAUCUCUAAACCAAAACACACAUAUCAAAUACAUUUAUUUAUAUAUAAACACCUCUUUCCCACUCUGUCCACUCAAAGACACUUCACUGAUCUUCCAAACUCCGUCAUGGCCACCGCCACCGCCGCCGCCACGUCAUACUUCUUCGGCAGCCGUCUCAACAACCCAACAACCUCAAAAACCGGAAGAUUCCACGCGUUCUUCAAUCUCCGCACCAAGAAGGCACCACCUCCACAGAAGAAAAAGGAAGCGAAAGUGAAACCUGAUGGUGACCGGCUAGUGUGGUUCCCGGGUGCGCAGCCACCGGAGUGGCUCGACGGAACCAUGAUCGGAGACCGCGGUUUCGACCCAUUUGGAUUCGCGAAACCCGCGGAGUACUUGCAGUUCGAGCUAGACUCGCUAGACCAGAACCUCGCCAAGAACGUUGCCGGUGACGUGAUCGGAACAAGGCUGGAAGUUUCGGAGGUUAAAUCGACGCCGUUUCAACCGUACUCAGAGGUUUUCGGGUUGCAAAGGUUCCGUGAAUGUGAACUCAUUCAUGGAAGGUGGGCAAUGCUGGGUGCUCUCGGCGCUUUGGCCGUUGAAGCUCUCACUGGUGUCGCAUGGCAAGACGCCGGAAAGGUAGAGCUAGUGGAAGGGGCAUCUUACCUAGGACUUCCUCUUCCAUUUUCAUUGACCACACUGAUAUGGAUUGAGGUGAUAUUAAUAGGCUACAUUGAGUUUCAAAGAAAUGCAGAACUUGAUCCAGAGAAAAGAUUAUACCCAGGAGGCAAGUUCUUUGAUCCUCUAGGCUUAGCCAAUGACCCUGAAGAGAAGGCUAGACUUCAAUUGGCAGAGAUCAAGCAUUCUCGCUUAGCUAUGGUUGUGUUCCUUAUCUUUGCAAUUCAAGCUGUUGUAACAGGAAAAGGCCCUAUUAGCUUUAUUGCUACCUUCAACAAGUGAAAUAAAUUUACAAAUGAAACCUAAUGUUAUAAUUCAUCCCAUCCUCUAAUUUUAUUAAUUCUUUUUUGUAUACCUUAAAGAUGAAAACUGCUAUGUAUUAUUAUGUAUGUGUAUGUAUGUACUCUAUUGUGUGCUUCUGUAUAAUAUUUAUAUUACCACUUUGGUGCAACUUGUCAUUUGUUUUACUAUUUUAUGAAAACAAUUUUGGGAUAAUUAUAUUUAUCUCUCUUGAGGUUAGCAAUAAUAACUGCACUUAAAUUCU